Messenger RNA from Salarias fasciatus (jewelled blenny), 3524 nucleotides. It is a transcript of the gene tap2t, whose product is annotated as transporter associated with antigen processing, subunit type t, teleost specific. Gene Ontology annotation, biological process: transmembrane transport. The transcript has 12 exons. Lineage: Eukaryota; Metazoa; Chordata; Actinopteri; Blenniiformes; Blenniidae. Gene Ontology annotation, molecular function: ATP hydrolysis activity; ABC-type oligopeptide transporter activity; ATP binding. Gene Ontology annotation, cellular component: membrane. The coding region runs from base 387 to 2534 and encodes 715 amino acids. The record is from RefSeq and is a predicted model, not a curated record.
CCCGCCUGAAUGAAGACGGCUGCCAUCUUCCGGACUUUUCGUGGAACCACAUCUUUUUUAUUUCCGUCUCGUCCCCUGAACUUUGACAGCUGCCACUCUUCUGUGGAGCCAUGCGACCCGAAAAGAAGAUAAACUCUCACGGAGUGAGAUAUGCGGCGGGAGUUUAUCUAAUUUAAGGUGCCUGGAAGCCUCGGAAACACCGAAAGUGAAACUGAAAGUAAAAACAUCGACCCUGGCGUGAAGGAGCGGCGGUGUGCAGCAACCAGGCAAGGGGUUCAAACUAAACCAGGUAAACAGCUAGUUAACCACCUUCAUCAGAAGAGGAUUGAUCAACCAGAUAACUAGUUAUUUAUCCUCCAGGGUCAGACUCAGCCGAUCGCAGGAAGAUGAACCGGGAUGCGACAUGUGGCCUCUUCAUCCUGGUGCUGGAUGCGGUUCUGGGAGCGGCGCUGUGGGCCGCAGUGCUGCUGCUGCGCUGCUCCCCCAGCUCUCUGAGCCUGGGCACCAUCUGGGCCUUCGGGGCCGUGAAGUGGGUCUGCCUGCGUGCCUUCGCCUCUGUGGUGACUGACGGGAACGUCCCGGCGGUGCUCGGCAGGCUGGCGGCUCUCCUCUGUCUCCUGCCUCCUGUGAUGGAGAGUGGGCGUGUCCUCACGGCGUCUCCACCGGAGACGUACUCCGGACCGUCCCCGGACCUCACGGCGCUGCUGCUGGCUCCGAUGGCCGCCGCGCUGGCCUGCGUGGUUUGGGAAUUGGGCCUGAGCAGCGGUGGGAAGGCACGCAGGCAGAAAGGCGACCUGGACAGCAGACGGCUGCUCUUCAGGAUGCUGAAAUACUUCAGACCAGACACCUUUCACCUGAUCGUAGCUUUCGCUUCCCUCAUCCUAGGAGUCAUCUGUGACUCGUAUGUUCCUCUGUAUCAGGGGAAAGUCAUCGACAUGCUGAAGGGGCGAGAGCUGGACCCCAGCUACGGCCACACCCUCACACAGCUGGUGCUCAUCUACAUCGGGAGUGCGCUGUUCUCCGGCGUGAGAGGAGGGAUGUUCAUGUGCACGUUGGCCCGGCUGAACAAGCGGCUGAAGCACCUGCUGUUUCACAGCCUGCUGCAGCAGGAGGUGCAGUUCUUCGAGGAGAACAGCCCCGGGAGGCUGUGCGCCCGGCUGGACACCGACGUGGACAGGAUGGGCCGCACCGUGGCGCUGAACGCCAACGCGGCGGUCCGCAGCACGGUGAAGGCCUUGCUGAUGCUCAAACUGAUGCUGGGUCUAUCCUGGGAGCUCACCCUCCUCACCUGCAUCGAGAUGCCGCUUCUCGCCAUCGUGCAGAACAAAUACAGCAGCCUGAGCAGAGAGCUGAAGGACCAGCAGCAGCACUGCCAGGCCCGGAUCAAAGACCAGGCCUCCCAGAUCAUCGGCGGGAUCCAGACGGUGCGCAGCUUCAAGGCGGAGAAGGCGGAGCUGAGGCGGUACUGCGAGGCCGUGGCGCAGCUCAGCGCCGUCAAGAGGCGUUCGGGAGUCAACAGUGUGGUUUUCGUCCUGAUCCGCAGGCUCAUGGCUGUGGGUCUGCGGACCCUCAUGCUGGUCCAGGCCCGCAACCUCAUCCUGUCGGGUCGCCUCAGCAUCGGCAGCCUCGUCUCGUUCCUCAUGUACCAGAAGCCCAUGCUGAACAGCAUGAAGGAGAUUUUGUACAGCUUCGGCGACACGGUUUCCACCAUCGGAGUGAUUUCCAAGGUCUUCGGCUACUUCGACAGAACGCCGCAGUGUCAGCCGGCGGGCGAUCUGGCGCCCGAGCGGCUGCAGGGAGGCAUCGUUUUCCGAGACGUCACCUUCAGUUACCCCUCGGCUCCGGAUAAACCGGCCCUGAAGUCCGUCUCGGUGGAGCUGGCCGCCGGGAAGAUUACGGCCCUCGUCGGGCCCUCCGGCAGCGGGAAGACCUCGUUCGUCAGCCUCCUGAAGCGGCUGUACGAACCUCAGGAGGGGCAGAUCCUGCUGGACGGGGAGCCGCUUCACCACUACAAACACAAGUACUUCCAUCAGAGGGUGACUCUGGUUUCCCAGAAUCCCGUGCUGUUCACCGGCUCUCGGAGGUACAACAUCGAGUACGGCCUGCAGGGCUGCACAGAGGAGAAGCUGAGGGACGCGGCGAGGAAGACGAACGCCGUGCAGCUGCUGUCCCACGUGGAGGACGAGCUGGACUCGGAUGUCGGCGAGGGCGGGGCCAAACUGGCGGGGAGCCAGAAGAAGUGUAUCGCCGUGCUCAGGGCGCUGGUUCGAGACCCGCAGGUCGUCAUACUGGACGAAGCCACCAGCAAGCUGGACGUGGACACGCAGCGCGCCGUCCUGCAGGGGGCCCUGUCCAGGGGCCGGACGGUCCUGCUGGUGUCCCACCAGCUGCAGACGGUGGAGAAGGCCGAUCACAUCAUCUACAUGGAGAACGGAGCCGUGGUGGAGGAGGGGACGCACCAGGAGCUGAUGGCCAGGAGGGGGCGCUACUACCACCAGAAGGAGGAACUGUUCGCUCAGGAGGGAAACCUCUGAAGACAUCAUGAGAAACAUGAUGCUGUUAUUUUGUGGAUUUAACAGAUAAGUGUUUAUAUGCUGACUGGACGUUUUUUUUUUUAAAGCUCAUCAUUUAGUUUUAAGUGUCAGAAAUUAAAACUCUUUAACAGAAGAAUGAGGGACCUGGGUUUGCUCAGGUCGUUGAUCCUGGACACACCUGCAGAGUCACCUGACGUAAAGGUGGGCGUUCUUCUGUUCUCUCGGACACUGAAGAGCAGUUUGUGGUGAAUCCUGGAGGGACGUCUGGCUGUGAUCCAGCUCUUUGUCUGCAUGCCGUCGCUCUUCACGUCCACAGUACAGUUGUUUAAAACGUGACCGACCUCUUCUGUUAUCAGAGUCCUGGUGUGACCCGACUCUCAACACGCCGAGGGGACGUCCACCUUUUCAGGCCUGUUAAAUGUCAACGUGAAGCCACUCUGGAGGUUUUCCUGCAUGAGCUUCAUUCACGGUCGACCGGCACGCUCAGCUUUGCAUUUAACUAUUGAUAAAAAAAUAAACGGUAAUAACCUCAAGAUGUUUUUUUUUGUUUUUAAUAAUGUUUUUUAAUACAGAGUGAAGAAUCAAACCACUUAGGGGAGAUGGUGGAACUGUAAAAGUUCUGCAGACAGUUGAUUAUUGUAUAUCCUAAAAGUCCUGUAAGGCAGCACCGAGCAGGAUUUGUGUUACUGUAAAGGAUCGGCCCCCCCUCCAGAGAGGAGGAAGCAGGUUCGAGUCCAACCCCCCUGCAGAUGAAGGCCUCUUAUCUGCUCUCUGAGGAAACUCAAAGUGCUGAGUCAGCCUCACUCAGCUGUUCUUCUGCAACUGUGUUUUUAAUGCAGCUCUGAAAGCCACUCGGCUUUGAAAACUUUUCUUUUAAUGUCUGUAGUGAGUGUUUUUUUUUUCUCUUUAACACACCGGUAAGCAUGUUAAUAAAACACACUCAUGUGGGUCUGCUGUUUGAAACGUUGCAGAAUUAAACACUCAUCUGUU